Molecule: messenger RNA, 1593 nt
Organism: Scomber japonicus (chub mackerel)
Lineage: Eukaryota; Metazoa; Chordata; Actinopteri; Scombriformes; Scombridae
Product: mothers against decapentaplegic homolog 4-like
Exons: 10
Coding region: 1-1593 (530 amino acids)
Biological process (GO): SMAD protein signal transduction; transforming growth factor beta receptor signaling pathway; regulation of transcription by RNA polymerase II
Cellular component (GO): heteromeric SMAD protein complex
Molecular function (GO): DNA-binding transcription factor activity, RNA polymerase II-specific; I-SMAD binding; RNA polymerase II cis-regulatory region sequence-specific DNA binding
Source: RefSeq, a predicted model, not a curated record
AUGUCGGUGCUCAUCCCGCCGCCCGGCAGCACCGACGCCUGCCUCAGCAUCGUCCACCGCCUGAUGUGCCACCGGCGGGGCGGCGAGAACGAGGGCUUCGCCAAGAGAGCCAUCGAGAGUCUGGUGAAGAAGCUGAAGGAGAAGAAGGACGAGCUGGACUCGCUCAUCAUGGCCGUCACCUCCAGCGGAGCUCAGCCCAGCAAGUGUGUCACCAUCCAGAGGACGCUGGACGGACGGCUGCAGGUAGCAGGGAGGAAAGGGUUCCCUCAUGUGAUCUACGCCCGUCUGUGGCGCUGGCCCGACCUCCACAAGAACCAACUCACACACGUCAACUUCUGCCAGUUUGGGUUCGACCUGAAGUACGACAGCGUGUGUGUGAACCCCUACCACUAUGAGAGGGUGGCCCCCCCCUCCACUUCCCUCACAGGUCCUCAGUCUUUAAUAAAGGAGGAGUUCAUGCCGGAGCCGCCCCCCCACUCUGACCCGUACGCCCACCCCAUCUAUCCCAGCAUGCCUCUGUCUCCUCCAGGUGAGUCAGGAGGCUGCAGUCGGGCCAGGACUGUUGGUGGGGGAGUCAGCAGUGAGGGCCCAGGCCUCCUCCAGAUCGCCCCGCCUCAGAAUCACAGAGGCCAGGCAUCCCCACCCAACCCAAACCCCCCUCACACCGCAGAGCCUCCUCACCCUUCCACCCCGACGCCCCCACACCAACAGAUCCCUGAGUACAGCAGCCCCCCCAAACCUGUCACCUGGGCAGGUAACGGCCCCUCCCCCUACAGCCCAGCCGGACGUCAGCAGAAUGGGCGGAGCCACCAGCAGCCUCCAUUACAUCAUCACCACGCGCCCAACACUCACUUCUGGUCACAGCAUCACAGUACUGCUCCAUACCCACAACCAGUGUUCAACCACCCAGGUCCAGAGUUCUGGUGCUCCAUCUCGUACUUUGAGUUGGACGUUCAGGUGGGUGAGAUGUUUAAGGUCCAGUCCAGCUGUCCUCUGGUGACGGUGGACGGUUACGUGGACCCUUCAGGAGGAGAUCGUUUCUGUCUGGGACAGCUGAGCAACGUCCACCGUACCGCCGCCAGCCACCGCGCCAGGCUGCACAUCGGGAGGGGGGUUACGCUGGAGUGUCAGGGGGAGGGGGACGUCUGGAUGCGUUGCCUUAGCAACCACUCUGUGUUCAUCCAGAGUUUCUACCUGGAUCGCGAGGCUGGCCGAGCGCCGGGAGACGGAGUCCAUAAGAUCUACCCUGGAGCUUAUAUCAAGGUGUUUGACCUGAGGCAGUGUCACAGACAGAUGCAGCAGCAGGCAGCUGCAGUCGUCGGUGCGAUUCCCAGUAGUGUGGGGGGGGUCACCCCCGCUGUCAUACCUGUCUGUCUCCCCCCCCCCCCCCGCUCAGGUGCAGCAGGUGUGGGCGUGGACGACCUGCGCAGGUUGUGUAUCGUGCGUCUGAGCUUCGUUAAAGGCUGGGGGUGUGACUACCCGCGGCGGAGCAUCAAGGACACCCCCUGCUGGCUGGAGGUCCACCUGCACCGAGCGCUGCAGCUGCUCGACCAGGUGCUGCACGCGCUGCCGCCGCGGGAACACAUGCUGUGA